AUGACAGAUUGGUAUCAACACUAUCUCGACAACGGCUACGCCGUCGUCCCCAACGUCAUCCCCAAAGAAAAAGCCCUCGCCUACCAAAGAGCCGCCUUUGACUGGCUCAAGUCGUUUGACAACGACGCCCUCGAUCUCUCCGACAGGUCAACCUGGACUCCUGACAAUCUUCCAAACAUUUCCAACUUCAACGCUUUCACUCACUAUGGCGUUGUGCAUGAAAAGUUCAUGUGGGAUAUCAGACUUGAACCAGGUAUUAUUGACGUUUUUGAGAAGAUUUGGGGGACGAGGGAGUUGCUUGUUUCUUUUGAUGCCUUGAAUAUCACGCUGCCGAGGAGACCUGGACAUGUCUCACGACAGCCUCAGGCUCACGUUGAUCAAUCUCCCUACCGUCAAGGUCUUCAAUGCGUCCAGGGCAUCGCCUGUUUCUCCAAGUCUGGUCCUGAAGAUGGUGGUCUCACCGUUUACCCCGGGACUCAUAAGGUAGUUGAGGAUUUCUUUGCCAACUACACCUCCAAGGCGGACUGGAGGCGUAAAGACUUUUACACCUUCACCGAGGACCAUAUUUCUUGGUUCGAGGAUCAAGGCUACAGACCUCACAAAGUCACCGCCGAACCAGGAGAUCUCAUAAUUUGGGACUCACGUCUGAUUCAUUGGGGUGCUGAGCCUACUCCGGAGGGAAACACUAUCAGGACCAUCACGUACGUCUCGUACACCCCCGCGUACCUUGCUAGCGCAGAGACGUUGGAGAAGAAGAAGGAGGCGUUUGACAAGUGGUUGGCGACUACGCAUUGGCCUCAUGAUAAUAUCAAUAUCCGGGCGAGCAAGCCCAAGUUUCCGGAUGGAACGCCGGACACAAGAAGGAGCGAGCCAAGGGAGAAGCCCGAGUUGACAGAUCAGCUGCUGAAGCUGGCGGGUGUGAAGCCUUAUGAUAGCUCUGAGUGA
Molecule: messenger RNA, 945 nt
Organism: Fusarium keratoplasticum
Lineage: Eukaryota; Fungi; Ascomycota; Sordariomycetes; Hypocreales; Nectriaceae
Exons: 1
Coding region: 1-945 (314 amino acids)
Source: RefSeq, a predicted model, not a curated record